This is a messenger RNA of Mya arenaria, 1117 nucleotides long. RefSeq names its product 3-oxoacyl-[acyl-carrier-protein] reductase FabG-like. Lineage: Eukaryota; Metazoa; Mollusca; Bivalvia; Myida; Myidae. The record is from RefSeq and is a predicted model, not a curated record. The transcript has 9 exons. The coding region runs from base 68 to 877 and encodes 269 amino acids.
UAUAAAUUUAUGUUCGUGUUCUUACAUAUGACUUCAGUAUCACGAGGCUUACUUACAACAAAUUAAUAUGGACUUCUUCAAAGGAAAAGUAGCACUCAUUACAGGGGCAAGCAGCGGCAUAGGGGAGGGCGUGGCACUGCACCUUGCUGGUCUUGGGUGCCGUCUGUCGCUGACUGGAAGAUGCGGGGAGAAUCUUGACCGAGUUGCUGCGCUUUGUAAGGAGGCGGGGUUGACAGAUGCAGAGAUUUUGACAAUUCCAGCAGAUAUCAACAAUGACGUCGCAAGGAAAGAAAUAGUGGAGAAAACUGUUGAUAAAUAUAAGGACAUCAAUGUAUUAAUAAACAAUGCUGGGAUGAUCCAUUACCGGCGAGUAAGCAAUAUCACCCCUGCAGAGUAUGAUGAACUAUUCGAUACUAACGUCAAAAGCCAUGUGUUCCUUACACAGCUAGCUCUUCCACAUAUCAUUAAAACAAAAGGCAGCAUCAUCAACACUUCUAGUAUUUGUGGGCAAAAAGCAAUGCCUGAGGUUGGUCCCUACUGCAUGAGCAAAUCGUGCUUGGACAUGUUUACACAAUGUUUGGCUCUUGAAAUGGCACCACAUGGGGUAAGAGUCAACGCUAUAAAUCCAGGUACAGUUGUAAGCAACAUUGCUCGAAGAUUACAUGGCAAGUACCAGGAUGACGAAUUGUAUCAACAGUUCCUGGAGACUCAAGCAUCCGCUCAUCCACUUGGAAGAGUAGCGCUUCCGGGUGAUUGCGCAAGCGCAGUGGCCUUCCUAGCAUCCGAUGCAGCAAGCUUCAUAACGGGGCAAAUAUUGUUUGUGGACGGAGGACGAAACUGUAUUGCCGCUGGCGUUGCUACCAAUGUGAAGAAAUGAUUUUGUGCUUUAAAUGGACAGAACACCUUGUUUGUACCAUACGCAUUUGCAAAAUUGUUUGAGGAGUGACCGAAAUGCAUAAAGGUGUGGUCAGUGACGCCUAAUAAAAAUUGUUUCGAAGGAGUAGAAAAGGAAAUUAAAAUUUCAGAUCGGAAGUAAAAUCAUUACCCUUUAAAUGAUAAAAUGUAUUGAUGUAAGUUGAUUUGAAUUUUUAUAGUAUACUUCAUAAAAAUAUAAAUC